AUGUCUUCGCCAGGGUUUCUCUGGUUUACACCCCGUCGUCUCGGGGCGGUAAAGUUCCUUCUCCUGGUCAUCUGGGUCUCUGGGACUGUUCAGGAUUCGGUUCUUUUCAACACUCAAAAUGCAGGAAAUACUGUUUUGCCUGACAAACCUGGCUACGUCAAUACUAGCAACUCAUUCAACUUUGGCGGCAAAGUGUACAACAGCAUUGGUGUCUCUGUCAAUGGACUGAUAUACUUCGGAGAGGAGAGGACGUUUGACUUCUCCGAUGACGGCAUACCCAUUGAAAAUAUCGUCCUCAUUGAUGACAUCGCAGCCGUGUAUCCGAUGUUGCAGAGGAAUAGGCUUGGCGACACUACUAGUAGCGUAACGUACUUUGAGAUUUCUGCAGCUGAAUCCGACGGACUGGCUACGACACUGAACGACGCCCUCGCCGAUUUUCUACCUGAUUCUUUCGUAGAGUGGCUCUUCGUGGUCACGUGGAGAAAAGUUAUUUCUACUUCCGGUACUACUUCAUCUUCCUCGACUUUUCAGGUUGUCCUUGCGGUGACCGGGGGAAAGACUUAUGCCGUUCUCAACUUCGUUUCGACUGCGGGGGCCAUAUAUCCAGCAGAGGGUGGACUCUUCAAUGGCAAUAGAAGGCAUUCCUAUAUCCUUCCUGGUACAAGCAGGGUUUUGUUUGACCGGACCAUUUUGCAGGUUUCCAGUAAUGCAGGCGUCCCCGGGCGUUGGAUCUAUGAUGUCACCAACGUCUUACCGGGCGUGGAAGACAUUGGGAUCCCACCCACCCGACUGGUUGGUGGCAGCACAGAGGCCGAGGGACGUCUCGAACUCUUCUAUCAAGGCCGAUGGGGAACGGUAUGUAAUCAUGGGUGGCGUGAGGUAGCUACGAAUGUUGCCUGUCGUUCUCUUGGCUUCCAGCGUGGCUUACGCUUCUCCUCCGGGAAGUACGGUGAAGGUAACGGCUCAAUCGUUCUUGAAUAUCCUGUAUGUACUGGACAGGAAGUUAGCAUCGCGUCCUGCAAUCAUUUCGGACUUCUACGUCAUGACUGCGAGCAUUAUGAGGAUGUCGGUAUCUCUUGUGAUGAUUCCUGCGAACCGAAUCCAUGUAAGAAUGGAGGAACGUGUGAAGAUGGACGAUGUACUUGCCCUAUUGGUAAAGGAGGCAUUUCUUGCGAAGACAACUUAUCAUACGUUCGAUGUGACAGUACCACAAUGACUGUGGUUCUGGAUAAACGUCUAUUACCAAUGAAUAGUGACGCGUCAGAUGUCCAUUUUCGGUCCCAAGCAGGGGACUGUCUUGCCACUGACUCUAAUUCAACCCACAUCCAGAUGACCACAGCAUACGAUAAUUGCGACACUACUAUUGAGGAAGAUGAGGACAACAUAAUCUUCCAGAACGUUAUCACCUUCGCCAAGCCAGGGGCGGGUGAUACCGGUGCCAUUAUCACCCGGGAAUACCACCAACAAAUCCUCGUCGAAUGCUGCCUGAACAAGGUCUCAGUCCUGACCGGAAAUUUCAAGCCCCAAAUCGGCAAAAUCGACAUCAAUGAUAAAGAGCACGGCAAGUUCACUCUCAAGAUUACCCGCUUUACUAACGAUGAGUUUGACACCGAGGAGAUGGUUAAUGUCGAGGAUGGUCGGGUGAUGCUGGGCACCAAGCUCUAUUUCGGCGUGGUGUUGGACUCCACAUCCGUUGUCGGUGUCGUCAUCAAGGAGUGUUGGGCUACAGAGGAGGGUCCUGAUCAUGAUCCCAAAGAAGAUCUCAUCAAAGACCAGUGCCCUGCAGAAGAUACAGUCACAGUGAACCACGCCCUUUCACUGGAUCGUGAAGGAUUUUCUUUUGAUGCGUUCCGCUUCAUCAACGAAAUCUCUGGCGUCACUGAGAUUUACGUAUACUGCGACGUUGUAGUAUGCAAAUCUGACGAAGCUGAGGCUGCUAGGGCAGAUGUAGUAUGUGGGGAAGCUGAGCCUGGUGUACGACGUCGUGAUGUCAGCUCAGGCACCAGACACACCAUCAGCUAUGGCCCACUGAACAUCUACAGUUUGGAUGCCAGUUAUGCUGCCUCGUCCAAAGAAUCUCAUGGAAUGUUCGGCACGAGGGUGUAUGUGAUGGGCAUAGUGGCGCUCGUUUCCAUGGUGACCAUUUGGGGCGUGGUCAAAGGCUGCAGUUUCAAAAUCAAAGACCAUGAGGCUAAACACGCCCUCCUAGUUAAUAUUAACUAGAAUCACGAUUAAAGCUGACAUUUGAAACACUUGACUUACUUUAGUGUGCAGAUCCGACUCUUUUCUAUGACCUUUAAACUCUUCUCACCUUUGACGCCUAUAUGGAAAUGGCCCUUCUCAACCUCAACGCAGGAGCGGGGAAAAGCUGUCCACAAUUGACCUGUGACCUAUGAACUCUCGUCACCUUAUAUAUAUAUAUAUAUAUAUAUAUAUAUAUA
This is a messenger RNA of Strongylocentrotus purpuratus (purple sea urchin), 2441 nucleotides long. RefSeq lists its product as uncharacterized. Lineage: Eukaryota; Metazoa; Echinodermata; Echinoidea; Camarodonta; Strongylocentrotidae. Bases 1 to 2223 code for a protein of 740 amino acids. The record is from RefSeq and is a predicted model, not a curated record. Gene Ontology annotation, biological process: cell-matrix adhesion. The transcript is spliced from 13 exons. Gene Ontology annotation, cellular component: membrane.